Molecule: messenger RNA, 2721 nt
Organism: Fonsecaea pedrosoi CBS 271.37
Lineage: Eukaryota; Fungi; Ascomycota; Eurotiomycetes; Chaetothyriales; Herpotrichiellaceae
Exons: 2
Coding region: 1-2721 (906 amino acids)
Biological process (GO): peptidyl-serine phosphorylation; autophagosome organization; autophagy
Cellular component (GO): cytoplasm; autophagosome
Molecular function (GO): protein serine/threonine kinase activity; ATP binding
Source: RefSeq, a predicted model, not a curated record
AUGAAUAUGUUUGCAUACCAUGAGAAUGCCGCUGGCGGCGAGGAACCUGCAAGCUCUGUUGCAAACACACCCCUUGAGCCCACUGGCCUCGGCGACGUCGCGGUAUUCAUUGGUCAUAUUCAGGGGCGGGAAGCAGAAAGAUUUAUUGAACUUAAUCAAGAGCACAUCUGGAACUCGCCUCGCAGGGGUGCGCCGCAAGAGAGUGAUGACGAGACCGACGACGAGGAAUCGGAACCGUGGCGGGGACAGAUGCAUGCCGCUAUUCCUCUUGAUGGUCCCAUACUGUGUCAUUCCUUUCCAAAGCCUUCCAAAAGGCCAAACGGCUGGCGCCACGGCGCAGAGACAAGGAGAUCAAGGGAAAAAGGCGAGAGGCCGUGCGACAUGGUGUAUCCCCUCAACGCCAAAAGUGGUAUCAGCAGCUCGAUGUUUCGCAUCGACUUUGCCCCUAACCCCGAAAAGAAGCCUACCCCGAGAAUCACCCCGGAGAUGCGCCACCCCCAGGCCCCCAUCCGCAUCGAGAGGGGAACAAACACUCUCAGGCGAGGCUUAGGUCAUAGCGAGAUUCUUGACCAGCCGGCUAAGAUAUAUCUCAACGAUAACGACCCCGGGUGUCUGAGUUUUUGGGUGUGGUCACCUGUCCGCAACGCGGCCGAACAGAAGGUGUUCAUCGAACACAUCAAGGCCUUGUAUAAUCGUGGGAAUUGCCUGGACGAAACACACUUUCCAGGCGUUACAUCCGCUGGCGGCUCCACCAUGGCCCCGUCGCGUGCAGGCUACGAGACACGGACAGGACUGACUGGCACGGUAUACCAGAUCGACGGCGAAUUGAUUUCACACGGUUCUUUCAGAGACGUGUAUCCUGUCAAAAUCAUCGGUCAACCUGUUUGCAACCUAGUCAUGCCAAAGCAGACCGCCACCCAGAAACGACUGGCCGAGAUGCUGAAAAAAGAGGCCGGAAAGUACCAACUCAAACCCCCUCAAUUGAGGCUGGUCGCAAAAGUGGUCAGACUAAAGGGAGAUGAUAGUCAGUCGACGCAGGACUAUAGAGAAAUGCUGGAAAAAGAAGCUGAGUUUGUACAAAGUCACCCACAUUUUCACAUCAACACAAUCUACGACAUAGCCUACAAGCCCGGAGCUGAUGACAGACCGUGGCUCAUCGAACAACGCCAGGACUACUGCCUCGACGACGAGUGGUUACCCCUGACAAUCGACAAGCCGGACAUGGCUAAGCAAAUCAUUUGCGGCUUAAAGCACAUACACGACCACGAUUCGAUACAUCGCGACAUGAAGCCGGCCAAUAUAAUGCUGGAGCUCGUAGAGUUCCACGCCGACGGCCUUGAUCUGGGCCGAUGGGUCGUCAAAUUCACUGAUCAUGGCAUGGUGGCGUCUACUGACUACAUGGUGGAGGGAAGGUGUGGGUCACCCUGGCACUGCGCCCCUGAGGUCCUGGAUUCCAAGCGUUACAGCAAGCCAGCCGACAUCUUCUCGACCGGCGUCGUGCUUUUGUGUAUGUUUGCGGAAUACGACCCCAACCGCCAGCGAUCCAACUGGUCGCCCUCCUCGUCUUCCGACGUACGACAAUGGAUGAUCGAAGAAGUUGAUCUAAUCAUUGAGAAGAAAUGCCCUCGGGAAUACCGGGUUCUGCUCAAGGGAAUGCUUGAAAAGAGGCCAAAGGCACGGUGGAACGUGGACAAGUGCCUGGAUUUCCUGCUGAGAGGGGACCAAAGCCAAACACGCGACAGUAGCUUCUCGAUUGCUCCGACUUUACCUUGGACAACAGAACCCUUUACAGAGGAACAGAAACAAGAGAGUCUCAUGAGAAAGGAGGAAGCGCUCAGGCGCGACGGGGUGGUGGAGUCCGACGAUGGGCUGUCUGAGAGCGAUAGAACCGUCACCCCAGGAGCUCCAAGUCUACUUGCAGACGACAGACUUAUGGAGGAUGACGUGCCGGCGACGCCCAAGCUCACUCGCCCGAUGCGGCUACCCGUCACGCCUUGCCAAGGCCUCGCAGGAGAAGACGCACUACCUUCCGCGGCCUGCACGCCCGUUUUUGGCGAUGGCGCUUCGGUUCGAGCCGUCAAGCGAGUCACAGCGCAGCCAGCAUCUUACGAUUUCAGCGUCACGUGGGACUGGCACGACCCAGAGGGAGUGAGCGGCUCUGGAAUUCGGUGGAGAAGCCUUCCACCGCCUCGGGUAUCCACGAGCGAAUUCUCCAAGCCGCGUCCGAAGCCUGGGCUUCACCUCGGAAUUGCCGACGUCAACUGGGGUUUCAAUCCGCACCCGCAGACCAAGGCACAACUGUUUUCGCCACCACAGCAGUUGACCGAGAAUAUGACAAACAUGAUUCAGAACGCAGAGGGUGAGGAUUCUGAGGCAGAGACGGAGAUAUUGGGCGGAAACGAAGACCCUGAAGUAUUGCCCGACACCCGUGACGACAACGAUUCUGAGGCAGAGACCGUGAGGCAUGCUCAAGACAGAGGACCUGAAGCAUCACACUCCAGCCGCAGAGUGGCCCGAACGAAUGCGCCGACCAACAACGAUCAUGAGAACGCAGCACCGGACGACUACAAGCCCAUAUUUCUUCAGGAGCUGGCUCGAAACAGGAAGCGCAGAGCCUUAUUUUCGACACAGGCCAACAAGAGAAAUAGAAACGGACUCUACAUUUCCUUUUGCAAGGAAGUCGGCUUGGGCAAUGGUCGUCGGGCGAGGGUGAUCCGCUGA